AUGGCUUGUUCCAUUUCUUCGCUUCGAAGCCAGAAGGACAGCGGCAGUAAAGGUCCAAGCACGAGCUCGGAUUCAAAAGUCUCCUCGACCUGUGGCAGGGACUCAGGCACGAGGUCCGCGAACUCUGACACCGUCGAGCUUCAAGACAACAAGUUCGACGCCUCACCUCCCCAAUCGCCCUUUUCUCCACGAAUGGUCGAAGAGCAUCAACGCCGACCCGAGGACGAUGAGUUGUCGAGCUGCACUCAUGGACUCCGCAAUCCACGUGCUCUCUACAUGGAAAUCCCUUCGAUGGAUGUGAAACAAAGAGGUUCUAGUGUAGACUCCAUCCGCGCUGUCUGGGGUAGUCCAAAACGCCAUUCGGAGCGUUUCCUAGAAUUCCAGUCCAGCCGCGAAAGCGAAGAAGCCCCCGAGACUCGUUCUUCCAACUGUCCCAACGCCUUUAAGCGUGACGCUACCUCAAGUCCUCGACCGGCGGUACCAGACCUACUACAGCCUAAUUCUGAUUCAGGCGCGCUGCUCCGAGAGACGAGAGAGGGCUCAGGGACUGGCCCCUGGCUGGAAGCGCAGAACUUGACAUGGGGUCGGCGUUCUGUAUGGGACGAGCUUUGA
Messenger RNA from Fusarium subglutinans, 612 nucleotides. RefSeq lists its product as uncharacterized. The coding region runs from base 1 to 612 and encodes 203 amino acids. The transcript has 5 exons. NCBI's taxonomy places the organism in Eukaryota, Fungi, Ascomycota, Sordariomycetes, Hypocreales, Nectriaceae. The record is from RefSeq and is a predicted model, not a curated record.